Molecule: messenger RNA, 1122 nt
Organism: Symbiodinium sp. CCMP2592
Lineage: Eukaryota; Dinophyceae; Suessiales; Symbiodiniaceae
Source: the annotation of a GenBank genome assembly
AUGGACUGUGCUCUGCGAGGCGUCGGACCUCGGACCGGGUUCCAGGGCGAGGCUUUUCCAGAAGGCUCCCACCGAGCAUCUAUGGCCGAUAAACCUCUGUGUCAAGGCCGAAAGGCCAUGUACUUCAGUGUGAAAGCGGAUCUCAAAGCCAGAAAGGAAGUCAACGAAUUCAGAAAUUGGUAUUCAUGUACACGGCUUUGCGAAAGCUGCCUUGCAGAGAAGCCUGCCAAGAACAACAACCCGGGGAUGGAUUUUCGCAACCUCCAAGCCGAUGCCCCAUACUUCUACACAAGGCUGAACCAGGAGCAGUUCUUGAAGUUUGAUCAUGCUCCACCGUGGUCUUGCGUGCCUGGCUAUCGGAUCGAAACGGUUUCCUUAGAUAUCAUGCACAACAUUUAUCUGGGUCUUUGGAAAGAUGUGAUGGCAAGUGCUGUGGGGAUGCUGCUAUUGGCCGGUGUCUAUGAUAUCUACGGCAGCACUGCAGAAGAGCAACUGAAAGGAGCAUGGGAGCAGAUGCGGUCGGAUUGUCGCCGCCGUGGGAUUCACAUCUGCAAGCCCGGGUUUACGCUUGCCAACACACACCUGGAUGGAGACGGCUAUGCUGAGCUUGGAAGUCGUUUCAAGGCAGCGAACGUGAAGAACAUGGAAUGGUGGCUGUGUCGCGAGAUGCAGCGAGUUGCUGAGAAACUAACUGACCGCCCGCUUCAAGUAUUGGCGACUCUCUGUUGGGCCUUGCAGCACACCAUCGAGCUGAUGGAUUCGACAGACCUUCUUUUCAACGAGGACGAUGCCCUUGAGGCUUCACGAUGUUUGUUUUUAUUCCUUGAUUGCUAUCAAUGGCUUGCUUGCGACGCAUGGCACAAGAAUCUUCUGUUCUUCAACCUUCGACCCAAAUGCCAAUGCUUGUGGCACACAGCUCACAACAUUCGUGAACUGAAGAUAAGCCCGCGAGUAUUUCAAAACUUUGACGAAGAGAGUUUCUUAGGAAAGAUCAAAAUGAUCGCGUGUAAAUGCCAUGGAAAGACCAUGACCCACCGUGUCUACGAAAGGUACAUACUAGUGCUUGCGAUUGUCGUUGAGCGAAUGCGGCGCAACUCCAAAUUUGCCUCUAGUGCAGUCUAA